UCAAGCUGCACCCUAUGCCACACAGUCUAGGGGACAGUAUUGCUGGGCACAGGCGCUGAAAUUCCCAGGAACACAAAAAAGGUCUGAAUCGCCCAUUAUGAGACCCUCAACCACACCAAUCCUCCCUGCCAUCCAGGCUCCUGGGACCAACCAGAGCGGGGCUGUGGGGCUACCAGAGCCAUCCUACACUGUCCUCAAGUUCAUGGAGAGCUUCUGCCUGCUGAGUGCUGCCUGUGGGAUGGUGGGGAAUGGCCUGGUCCUGUGGUUCCUGGGCUUCCGCAUCCGCAGGAACCACUUCACCGUCUACAUCCUGAACCUGGCAGCAGCCGACUUCGGGUACCUGCUGUGCAUCGCCGUGGAGACCGUGCAGUACCUGAUGCAGUUCAACGUGGGGGUGCAGUUCGGGAUAUUCCUCUUCCUGGAUCUCUUCAUGUACGGCACAGGCCUGUACCUGCUGACGGCCAUCAGCAUUGAGCGCUGCCUGUCCGUGCUGUCCCCCAUCUGGUGCCGGACACACCGCCCACAGCACCUGUCUGCCGUGGUGUCCGGCCUGCUCUGGGCCCUGUCCCUGCUCCUGAACGCUCUGGGAUAUGCUUUGUGCACCGUUCGCCCCUCUCCCAGGGCCUGCCGACGCUUGCUCAUCGCCAUCGGAGCCUUGGAUUUCCUCGUCUGCGCGCCCCUCAUGCUGUUCUUCAGCCUCACCCUCUUCCUCCGGGUCAAGUGCAGCUCUCAGCCCUUCCAAACAGGCCGGCUCUUCAUCGUCAUCAUGCUCACCAUCCUCCUCUUCCUCAUUUUUGCUGUGCCCCUCAGUGUCCUUAUCCUCCUGGAUUUCCUGGGCCACAAGUUCCUGUAUUCCCCGGAGAUUGGCUUUGUGCUGUCCUGUGUCAACAGCACCCUCAAUCCCAUCAUUUACUUCCUGGUGGGAAGCUAUAGGGAUCGGAAAUUCAGGCUCACCCUCAGGCUGGCAUUCCAGAGGGCCUUCCAAGACUCAGCAGAUGACAGAGAUGAGCGGGAAACCCGGGACACAAUAACAAUGUCCUCCUGAAAUUCUGCCUGGAAUGUCCUGGCAGAACUGAAGAACUUCAAGGUACUGGGGAAGGUUCAUCUCACCUGACCCUCAGUACCUUCUUUGCAGAUAUUUUAGGUCAUUAUUUUACAUCCCCAUCUGUGGCACAUAAGCAUCUGUAUUUACCUGACCUGUAUUUAGGACAUGUUAAAAGUUCCUGUUUCUUUACAGUGACUUAUAAAUAAUAUUAAUUUUAUUGAUGAAGGGCCUUGGGUGGCUGGUCAAUAUGUGGACAGAUGCCUAAGGAUGGACAUCAGCUUGUGUGCAAUUCCAAACCCUGGAUGCCUUUUAAAAGAUGCAUCUGAAUUUCAAGGUACCAAACUAAAGCCUGAUUUUCAUCGUGUGUCCAGAUGGGAGAUUUUGAUGCCUGUCCUGGCUUGUGAAGGUGGAAAGGUUGAAAUGUCUUGGUGUCUAAAUUUCAUCAAAGAAAUGCUGCUUAACAUAAACCCUCAUCUUUCAUAAACUCAUAAAUUCUCAGUGUUGCUUUUCACUCAGAUCUUUGAAAAUAAGAUCGGUACCAAAAAUCCUCCUGUUGGAAGCAGACAUAAAAUUCCUGGAAGGAGAAUCUAUCCCUCUUAAUCUGUCCCUCUUAAUUUAGAAAUCCCAAGUCUCAGCACACACACAGCCUUUUGUGGCUCACGGAGCCAUUCUGGGCUUCCUAAUGUGAGCAUUUCAAGGACUGAAAAGAUUCACAUCCACCAAGAUAAUUUCUUCUCUGAACCAGGGAUGUUUUCACGCCACAGAGCAGAAAAGGGCUCCAGCUCCUUCCAACUUGCUUAAAAAAUGUAUUCACUGAAUUUCAACUUCCCUUGUCUUGUAUUUCAAAGAAAUACAUGACUGGAGAUUUCUAUUUUAUAUUAUUAUAUUGUUGCAUGUUUUUUAAAUUUCCUUCAGCCCUUGGCAGAGUCUCUGCAUUUAUCUAUGUCAUGCACUGUGUUGUUAUUUCUUCCUUUAAAAGGAGAGAUCAGAAUCCAUGGCUUUUUAAUCUCCUUUACCAAUAGAAAUAAAUCAAUGGAUUGUGGGAAAAUACAGGAAAUAGAACAAGGUAAAUAAAUAGUAUGAUUUGCAACAAAUUAUUCUCUAAAUCAAAUAAUUUGAGGGGCAAAAUGGGAUUAUUUGUGCUAUCAGAUUACUUAACAUUUAUUCUUUUAACCAAAAUUGUUAGAAAAAGUAAAUGUGGGUAAUUUUCUUUGAAAAAUCUCACUAAUUCAUGUUCAAAAUGUUCUCUUUUUGAUAUCUCACAUGAUUUUAUCAUUGGGAAAACAAAACAUUUUUGUAUUGUUAAAAAGAAGAAG
Oenanthe melanoleuca is the source of this 2361-nucleotide messenger RNA. RefSeq names its product proto-oncogene Mas-like. The record is from RefSeq and is a predicted model, not a curated record. Gene Ontology annotation, molecular function: G protein-coupled receptor activity. The transcript is spliced from 2 exons. NCBI's taxonomy places the organism in Eukaryota, Metazoa, Chordata, Aves, Passeriformes, Muscicapidae. Gene Ontology annotation, cellular component: membrane. Bases 98 to 1045 code for a protein of 315 amino acids. Gene Ontology annotation, biological process: G protein-coupled receptor signaling pathway.